This is a messenger RNA of Mangifera indica (mango), 1532 nucleotides long. RefSeq lists its product as uncharacterized. The transcript has 6 exons. The record is from RefSeq and is a predicted model, not a curated record. NCBI's taxonomy places the organism in Eukaryota, Viridiplantae, Streptophyta, Magnoliopsida, Sapindales, Anacardiaceae. The coding region runs from base 146 to 1237 and encodes 363 amino acids. Gene Ontology annotation, cellular component: nucleus.
AAACCAAAGAAAGAGAAAGAGAAAGGGAGAAGAUUUAGACUUUAGAGAGAAAAAGGAGAAACGUUCAUGGCUUCAGAGUAAGUCGGUUUUUUCAGUUAAAUUUUUAUAUGUAGAAGAGAAAAAAAAGAAACAGUUUUAACUGACAAUGGUAACGGACCAAGAGAUAGCUAAAGGCGUGGAGACACUGCUCCGGCAGUCCGACCCCAACGCCGUUACUUCGUUAAACGGUGUCGUACAGCAGCUGGAGGCUAAGCUAGGUUUGGACUUGUCACACAAAGCCGGGUUCAUCCAAGACCAGAUCAGCCUACUCCUCCGGGCUCACCCGACAGCGCACGUAGUAACCACCACUCAACAACUUCAACCACCACAUCAACCGCAACAAACUUUGGCAAAAGACAAUUUUGCCCUUCCACAUCAGUCCCAAUUCUCUCUACCGCCGCAGCAAUUUUCUCCCCAUUUUGCCCUUCACACUCACCACCACCACCCCCACCCCCAGCUCCCUCAGGAGCUCAACUUUCGUCAGUCUCACCGGUCGCCAUCCCCGGCUCCUGCGACGCAGACGCCACAGCUCCAACCGCAUUCCAAUGUCGUGAAACCUGAGGGGUUUUCCCAAAAUCCGGCUGAAGUUCCAAAAGAAAGUGCCCCUGUUGGAGCUAAAAGAAGAGGUGGGCCAGGGGGUUUAAACAAAGUUUGUGGUGUUUCACCUGAGCUUCAGGCCAUUGUUGGUGAGCCAGCUUUGCCAAGGACUGAGAUUGUGAAGCAGUUGUGGGCAUACAUAAGGAAGAACAACCUUCAAGACCCAAGCAACAAGAGAAAGAUCAUUUGUGAUGAUGCAUUGCGUGUGGUGUUUGAGACUGACUGCACUGACAUGUUCAAGAUGAAUAAGUUACUUGCUAAACAUAUAAUUGCACUUGAACCCACAAAGGAGGUCAGUCAAGCAAAACGAUUCAAGGUAGACACUCAGUCCACCAACGAAAGUACUGAAUCUGGUCCAUCUCCCAUAAUAAUAUCUGAAGCACUGGCCAAGUUUUUUGGUACUGGAGGAAGGGAGAUGCUCCAAGCAGAAGCAAGCAGACGUGUUUGGGAAUAUAUAAAGGUUAACCAACUUGAGGAUCCUCUAAAUUCAAUGGUGAUACUAUGUGAUGCAAAUCUGCGUGAGCUUCUUGGAUGUGAGAGCAUCUCGGCAUUGGGGAUAAAUGAGAUGUUAGCACGCAAACACUUUUUCAGGCAGUCAUGAUUGAUGUUUUUGACUGGUGCAUGGGACCUUGUCAUCCGGUCACUUCUGAUGGUAGAGCAGAUAGUGAAGACCUUUCUUUUUCUCUUUUUGUGCAUUGACAUGGUUAGUUAAAUGAUGUUUUACACUACUUGUUUAUUUGUGUUAGAACUAGAAUUACCAUGGGCAAUGGCAAGGAUAUGUUUUAGUUAAGUUGUUGCUCUGGGUAUAGGUUUCCAUGCUAACCUAAAAAAAAGGUAGACUGAAUGAAACCAGAUUGUAAUGAAAAAAAAAAGAAAUCCUUGCUGUCUUUUCAUAA